AUGCAGUACGUCCGCAGCCUUGGAGGUUCGGUCUCCAAGACAUGGAAUUCAAUCAACCCGGCCACCCUCAGCGGGGCCAUUGAUGUCAUUGUCAUUGAGCAAGAAGAUGGUACACUCGCAUGCUCGCCCUUCCACGUUCGAUUUGGCAAGUUCUCGCUCUUGCGUCCCUUCGAAAAGAAGGUCGAGUUCAAAGUGAACGGAGUACAGCAGCAAUAUGCCAUGAAACUGGGAGAAGGAGGCGAGGCAUUCUUUGUGUUUGAGACCACCGACGAAAUCCCCGCAUCGUUACAAACGUCUCCGUUGGUGUCUCCCGCAGCAAGCCCAAGGCCCCAGAGCGAGCCGGAUCUUCCGCCUUCACUGCAAGAACCCGAUUUCUUCGAUCUGGAUAAAGGGAACGAUGCCUUGUCAGAAGGCGCAAAGACACCCCCGGCUAUGGCCAUCAAGCAAACCAAGAUGCGAGCGAACACCGAUCUAGGGACGAUAACUCCACUGUCGCAAUCUCCAGACGAAUCCAAUCUCUCUCAUUCUCGAAACACCUCGCUCGGUUCUAAGCCGCCACUUGAUCAUUCGCUGUCGGACAACGUGAUCCCACUCACUUCACCCCGGCAUUCCUUGCCAGGCCAGCCAGGAAAGAAAGAUGAUGAAACUUCCGGGGCCGAGGCUAGAGCAGACCGCCCCCGUAGCCCUCCUCCGAUGUCUCCAGAGGAGGCAGUAUCGCGUGCCCAGGCGUUGUCAAAAAAGCUGUCGGGCUCCAACAUCCCAUCCCACGUCACUGAGACGGGUGAUCUGAUGCUGGAUAUGACUGGCUAUAAGAGCAACGACGAGGAUGCGCUACGCGCGGAGGUCGUUGCGCGCAAGAUUCUUGCAGAGGAGCUUGAGGGAAGCUAUGAUAUUGGCGCAUUGAUUGGAGCUGACGAGCACGGUAACCUGUGGAUCUACAGCAGCGAGGAAUCCAAGGAGUUGGCUGAUCGAAGAGCCACCCUCAAUUCUAUGCGCCCAAACACUGUGCUGAGCGAUGACGCUAUCUCUGACCCGGGAUAUCACAGUGAUGGCGACCAUCCCGUAUCCGAGCCUUCCCUGGCUUCACGCCAUCAUCGCACCAAGUCUGAUGUUCAACCUGGAUUCCCCACACCGCCGCAUUCGCCUUUGCAUGAUUCUUUUGAGGUUGAAACCCGCAAUUAUGCCAAGACUCUGCGUUUGACUAGCGAUCAGCUGAAGGCUUUGCAGCUGAAGCCCGGGGCGAACACCAUGUCCUUCAGUGUCAACCGUGCAAUCUGUACCGCAAACAUGUAUUUGUGGAACGGAAACACGCCCAUUGUUAUUUCCGAUAUUGACGGAACUAUCACCAAGUCCGAUGCGCUAGGACAUGUUCUCAACAUGAUCGGGCGGGACUGGACGCAUGCUGGUGUUGCCAAGCUCUAUACUGAUAUUGUCAACAAUGGCUACAAUAUCAUGUAUCUCACUAGUCGCUCGGUUGGCCAAACAGACACCACACGUGCAUAUUUGAAUGGUAUCUGUCAGGAUGGAUACCGGCUCCCACGAGGUCCAGUCAUCUGCAGCCCGGACCGCACAAUGGCGGCUCUCAGGCGAGAAAUCUACUUAAGAAAACCUGAGGUUUUCAAGAUGGCAUGUCUUCGAGAUAUUCUGAAUCUCUUCUGUGGCAAGGAGAAUCCAUUCUAUGCGGGCUUCGGAAACCGAUUGACCGACGCGUUGAGCUAUCGCUCCGUGAACAUUCCCUCUACUCGAAUUUUCACGAUCAAUUCAAAUGCUGAAGUCUCGUUGGACUUGCUCAGUCUGAAUAAAUACAAGAGCAGCUACGUGACUAUGCAAGAGCUCCUUGAUCAUUUCUUCCCUCCCACCAGUCUGUUGGUGCAGUCUGGAGGCGAAGAAUACACUGAUUUCACAUACUGGAGAGAUGCCCCACAGGAGCUUGACGACUUCUCUACGACUGACAGUGAGGAUGAGGGUGAAGACGAAGAUGACGACGGCGAUGAGGAUGAAGGUGACGAUGAGUAUGACGACGAACUGAGUGACGGUGAGGGUAGUGACUAUCCUGAUGAGGCCGAGGGUGACGACGAAGACCUCGGCGCAAGCUAUAUGUCCCAAGACUCGGUGGCCGUGUCCAACCCAGCAGGCUCGAUCAUUGAGUCUGUCGAGGGCGAUGUCAUUGCGGAAGAGGCCAUCGGCGAAGAAGAGCUCUCUCCCAUUACCGAGCAACCCCUCGAAGCAACUGAGCUUUCAACAACUUCUCUCCCCAUCCGGUCGAAAUCGCCUCAGAGCCCCUGA
This is a messenger RNA of Penicillium olsonii, 2286 nucleotides long. Lineage: Eukaryota; Fungi; Ascomycota; Eurotiomycetes; Eurotiales; Aspergillaceae. The record is from the annotation of a GenBank genome assembly.